This is a messenger RNA of Bombina bombina (fire-bellied toad), 2763 nucleotides long. RefSeq names its product Wnt family member 11 (gene WNT11). Bases 357 to 1658 code for a protein of 433 amino acids. Gene Ontology annotation, molecular function: cytokine activity; frizzled binding. NCBI's taxonomy places the organism in Eukaryota, Metazoa, Chordata, Amphibia, Anura, Bombinatoridae. Gene Ontology annotation, biological process: cell fate commitment; multicellular organism development; neuron differentiation. The record is from RefSeq and is a predicted model, not a curated record. Gene Ontology annotation, cellular component: extracellular region. The transcript has 6 exons.
CUUAGCUACCUCUUGCAACCCCUAUACCUGAUCCAAAGCUCCUAGCCUGUGCAGGAGGUGCAGGAGUUUAUAUCUGAGGACAUCAAAACACUCAUUUGUCCUGUUUGAAGCAGUAAAUCCUGGUGACUUUGUUUAUGCUAAUGAAGUCUGACAUCACUUGUAACAUCAAAGCAUCAGAGAGCAAAUAUAAGCAGGUUCCCUGCAGCUGAGAGGAGCGAGGCAGCCUCUAGCUGGCAGUAUCUUCUAGGGGGAACAUCAGUGCAGUAAACUCAGAUCCUCAGUCACCCACCUUCCUAGCAGACUCUCACUGUGCUCCUCAGACUGCUUACUGAUCUGUUAUUGUGGCUCCCAGCACUAUGGAUCUGUGUGUUUGUCUUCAUGAACCUGGUGUUUGCAACAAGGGAUUUAAUAACUGCAGCCUGUGUUUAAACUUCACUGGAAGGCAAAAGGGAAUCUCAGAAGAACUCUGGGUCCACUGGAAAAUUACAUGGUUCUCGUCCCCAUUUACUGAGUGUGACGAAGAGAGUGCAAUAAAAGGCCUGGAAAUUUAUUGUAUCGGAUACUUUAUAUAUUUAUUGUUGGGCUAUUACAGUUUUAAGAUGAAGAUUCAUUUUCUGUUGUGGACUUUAUUAAGCUUUGUUUUUCAUACAAGGAUAUGUCAGAGCAUCAAAUGGCUAGCACUGUCCAAGACUCCGCUAUCUCUUGCUUUGAAUCAGACCCAGCACUGCAAGCAGCUGGAAGGGUUGGUCUCUUCACAAAUGCAGCUGUGCCGCAGUAAUCUGGAGCUCAUGCAAACAAUAAUACAUGCAGCAAAAGAAGUGAAGAAGUCGUGUGUUAGAGCUUUCUCAGACAUGAGAUGGAAUUGCUCGUCCAUAGAGCUGGCACCAAACUUUCAUCAAGAUUUGGAAAGAGGUACCAGAGAGUCUGCUUUUGUAUAUGCCCUAUCGGCUGCCACCAUCAGCCACACCAUUGCAAGGGCGUGCACCACGGGGGACAUCCCUGGCUGCUCAUGUGGUCCUAUACCAGGAGAUGUUCCAGCACCUGGAUAUCGAUGGGGUGGAUGUGCUGACAAUCUCAAUUAUGGUCUUCUCAUGGGAUCUAAAUUUUCAGAUGCUCCAAUGAAAAUGAAAAAAGCAGGAUCCCAGGCUAAUAAACUCAUGCACCUGCACAACAGUGAAGUGGGGAGACAGGUGUUAAAAGCCUCUCUGGAAAUGAAAUGUAAGUGCCAUGGGGUCUCCGGGUCCUGCUCCAUUAAGACAUGCUGGAGAGGUCUACAAGAACUCAGAGAAAUCGCCUUGGACCUGAAAACAAAGUAUCUAUCAGCAACAAAGGUUGUGCAUCGGCCUAUGGGAACGCGGAAACAGCUGGUGCCAAAGGACAUUGACAUACGACCUGUUCAAGAAACUGAACUUAUAUAUCUUCAAAGCUCCCCAGAUUUUUGCUUGAAAAAUGAGAAGUUGGGGUCACAUGGAACACAAGACAGACAAUGUAAUAAAACAUCCAAUGGCAGUGACAGUUGUGAUUUAAUGUGCUGCGGCAGAGGAUACAACCCCUACAUGGACACAGUCAUUGAAAGAUGCCACUGCAAAUAUCACUGGUGUUGCUAUGUGACUUGCAAAAAAUGUGAAAGGACUAUCGAGAGAUAUGUUUGCAAAUGAAAAGUAAACCAUUAACACAAAUCCAAACAGCAGCCAAUCCUACAGCACUGCCCUUCAGAAUGGAAUUACUUUUUCUCCAGACUCUUUGUUUAUAAUGGUUAAAAAAAAAAAGUGCCAAAAAUACAAUGUAGGAAAAAAAUAAAUAAAGACUUUUGUGUAAGGCAUUUUUGACUGAUUUAAAGAAGACCAUGGGCCAAGUGGUUUUCUCUGCUGCCAACGCAACGCAACUUCUAAAAUAUGAAUGUUAUUUUUAUGGAGGAAAAAAGAGGAUUCUGGCAUUUUUUUUUUGAUGUGCAACUAACUUUGGAAUAUCUAACUGAAAUCUUACAGAGUCUGGUGUUAUCAACUGCUGUUUAAAAGAACUUCUUUGGGAAGUAUGUGGAAAUGUAUUUUUUUUUUUGCAUAAGAAAAGGGAACCUGUAUAGGAACUGCAGGCAAAUACAAAGUGUGAAAAGUGAAAGAUAUAAUUGACAGAUGAGUACAAUCAAUUCCUUUGCAGAAGCAUUGUUUACAUUCUUGGGAAAUCCAUCUAUUUCAGCGUAGAACAAAGUCAAACAGACUUUUUUUUUCUUGCAUCUCAAAAAAUAAAUGAAAAAAAUGCCAUGACAACGGUGAAAUCUCACUGUCGGCGGAUGUACAAAUUUUCUUUUGUAUGCAGAACAUACAGAGAUAUUUAUAAAUAUAGCAUUUGCUUUUUCUUUAUUGUACCUUUUUAUAUAUAAUUAUAUGUGUAAUUAAACAGCUUAAAGUUUGUAUGUAAUAAAUACUAAAGGUAAAAUGGUUUCUACAAUAUAUUUUUUAUAUUAGUUUACAACUUUUUUUAAAAAAAAAUGCAUUUUAGCUGUAAAUACUUUACGGAAGGUGGUAUAUUUAUGAAACGUUCUUGUUUUUUUGUUUUGUGAGAUAAAUAAAACAACUUCCUAUGCCAUUUUGUUGGCUUACUCAUCAAAAUGUAACAUUAAUCAGAAAUUUGAUGAAAGAGGCUUCAUAAAUAAUAUAGAAAUAUGUCCUUUAUAUCUUACAUUAAAGGAAAAAAAAAGAACAAGCAUUGAAGAGACUGUAGACAAGAUAAUAUUGCAGAUAAUAAAUUAAAAAUAUUAAGUGA